AUGGGGAUUCCAUCGGAGAUGAGGGACCUGUUUGCAAAUUCAAAGAAGCCAUUGGUGAUCCAGUCUCCAGCUGAAGAGGCGAAAAUUCUCCGCUCGAAGCAGUGUACUCAAGAAGGCGUGCGAGCCGGAGCCAAAGCUGCCGCUGUUACAUGUGUUGCCAGCGCUGUGCCUACUCUGAUUGCUGUUCGAAAAAUUCCUUGGGCUAAGGCGAAUCUCAACUAUACUGCGCAGGCACUCAUCAUAUCGGGUGCAUCAAUAGCAGCGUACUUCAUCACUGCCGACAAAACCAUCUUGGAGUGCGCAAGGAAAAAUGCACAGUAUAAAUCGACUUAA
Molecule: messenger RNA, 333 nt
Organism: Striga hermonthica
Lineage: Eukaryota; Viridiplantae; Streptophyta; Magnoliopsida; Lamiales; Orobanchaceae
Source: the annotation of a GenBank genome assembly